AUUUUCCCAUCGUGGUUAAAAUUUUACUCCGAAGCGGACCCAUUAUGACAGUUAUGACAGAUUGGUAGUUAUUCGGAACGAAAUGGAUUUGGCGCCAAUUUUCUCGCGAACAAAGUUCAAGUCAAAUCUAACCAUGCUCCGGAGCAGGGUUAUUUUUAACCACGGCGAAAUAACCAUCGAACUGUCAAAUUUUAACUAAAAGUUAAACAUGGAAUGGUUCACAGCCUUCCACUUAUUCUGAAUGAUGCUCUUGUUAUUAUGUUGGCAUCGUCGGACCGACCUCGGCACUCGAACCGCAAACCUGCUGAAGAAAGAAGAAGGAAGUGCUUCGGGUAUGUAGGGCGCCCCCUACGAUAGCCGCCGGUAGUCGGGGCACCAUCAAUGCGGAAGUUUCCUUCACUGGAACUGGUGGAUCACCUCGCCGCCGGGGGAAGUCAGGAGGAUUCGAGUGAGGAAGUUUGUGGAACAACCGCCGAUGGAUCGAGACAACGUAGCAGUGGAUCUCAGCAAGCCAGUCGGCGAACUAGCCUAAACUAGGGGCCGGAAUUUUAGAAGAAGUGCAUGAGCACAGCACUCCCCCGAAGUAGUCGCAGGAUCGAGGCAAGGAGAAUAAGGGACCUGGUUUAUCCGGGAGGCACAUUUUAGCUUAAUCCCUUGUAAAAAAAACACACACACAGACACACGCACACUACAAACGAACUGACAGCCAUUUGUUCAGCUGAGUCGAUUGGUAUAUUACAUUAUGGGUCUCCGAGCCUUCUAUCAAAAGUUCUUUCUUGGAGUGAAAUGAUAGCCUUUCGGUACAACUUUAUUGUACGAGAAAGGCAAAACACAUGCUUCUACUCCUCUGCUAACUUCCGAAUGGAUCCGAUCCGAACUGGAGCUUUUGGCUCGAAUACGGGUCAGUAAGUGGAUUGAUCUUUUUUUUGUCACUUUGCAUCGCUAUCAAUUACGCUGCUCUUACCGAAUGAGUUUACGGAAAAUUUGGUCAAAUUACAGCGGUCAAAGUGACAGCUGAGCCAGAGAAAUAUCACUUUUACCUUAAACGGAAUAAUGGUACGGAAUAGUUUUCCCUAAAGAGGCUGCACUCAUAACAAAGAGAAGUGUCAAAAUUGGAACAGCGCAUUUGCUGUCAAAUCAGUUGUUCCAAUCGAGCACAAGGUUGUUAUAGGUAGGAGUAUUGCGUCUCUUUGUUUUUCCAGACUCGUUAGUUUUCCCCAAGGAAAAGUGACAGCUCCAUUUACUUUACACAGCAGGCGUUAUGAGCGUUACGAUAUUAUCUGUACUUUUCAGCUCCGUACUGCUCACGGAAUUUCAGUAGCGGAAUCAUUACGUAACCAUUCCGUGUCCUAUCUAUUUGUACAGAACUUAUCUGCAGCGCACUAGCCUUCAACGACGAUUGCUCAUAGUACCAUCGGACAUCGAAGCAUGAGCAUGCUACUACUCGUUGUGCUUAUAUUAACUGGUUGUCUGCCGUACGCUGAGCUGUUACUUAGCUCGGGAGCGGAGGAAAACUGUCGGAAGAACAUCACGGAAAUCAGUCCUAGUUUGAGUCUUCUCGAAGAUAUACCGUCAGAUGCAACUCUUAUCCAGUUUUGUGAAAACAAUAUCACGAACAUUGAUAAACAUUCGUUCAAGAAGUUCACCGAGUUGGAGCGGUUGAAUUUAGAUAAAAAUCCGCAUUUGAAAUUUCCUUCCGAUGGCACAACAUUUAUUCAACAAGAAACUCUGAUCGAUUUCCAGUGCUUCCAAUGCGGAUUAGAAAAAAUCUUCAAUCAAUCGUUAGUUGGAAUGCCACGGUUGGAGCAUUUAUAUCUUACAGAGAAUAAGAUUGAUCAAAUCGAAAGCAAUGCUUUCCAGCAAAACCGCAACUUAAGAGUGAUCAUUUUACGUUCGAAUUUGUUAAAACGCGUUCCAAGGGAAAUGCUUCUAAAUGUUAAUGAAAUUCAAACGGUGGAUUUAAGCCACAACGAAAAGCUCGCAACUGAGGACGACCAGCCAUUCUUAAAUAGUGAUGCCCUGCAAGUAUUAUUAUGUGAUGGAUGCGGUUUCGAAAUCGUGCAUGAAAAAACUUUUUCUGGACUACUCAAUCUAAGCCAUCUUUACUUGCGAAAGAACAGAAUCGCUGAAGUGCAUGCUCGUGCAUUUUUCCACAUGUCACUACGACCAAAAUUAAAACAGAACCUUCUGGUUUCACUAGAAUUCAACCAACUUCAACGCAUCGAUUCUGAAGUGAAAAUUGGUCUACAACUAUGUCUGUAUGGUAACAAAGACUUGGAGUGCUUCCUCAGAACACUAUCCGAUAAAGAUAGUUUUGUCUGUCCCAAUUCGACUCAACCGGAAAUCGAAUGUAUUCCACCGACGACCACCACGGGUGGUCCAACAACUGGCAAAUUCAACACUUUAUCAUCAUCACCGUUUGCCGAUACUACCAACAAAGCUGGCAGCAAUAAAUCAAGGCAGAUUAUAAAUGCCUCUAUCACUAAACAUCAGCCUAGUAAUGCAGUGAAACCCAACGAGCUUCCAGUACAAAUUUUGGCCAUUUUCGAGGCUCACAUCAGUGGUUACCUCAGACUGUUAUCUGCAGCGCAAAUCGUCGCUUUGGUUCUAUUGUUCGUAGUUUGGCUCAAGUUGAAAAAGUUGAAUCUUGAGAUUGACAGAUAUGCAGAGAGAAUAGACCUAUGCAGAAGAUCACCAAAUUCACUCAUCCAAAGGAUUUUAACCAAGCGGGACGUUCACUCGAACAAUAGUUCAUUCAACGUCCAUUAUACUAUCCCCUCAAAUGUCAGAAUUGAUUAAGGGAUUUUUUUUUGCGUUCGUUGGAUCAUUUUCGGUAAGUAGGCCUUGGACGUUUCUUUUUCUGCGCUCUAUGGGAAGAUCCAUUAAUUACGUAACGCAAAAAUUGGACUUUUCAACCCGCCCUCCCCGCACACACACUUUUUAUAUGAAGCUUCUGAAAAAAUGUAUGGAUCGUCACACUUCACUCCCCCCCUCCCCCUCUGAGCGUUACGUAAUUUGUGGACGUUCCCUAAUGUAAAUUUUCUUAUUUUUAGGUUUUGAAGAAACAUUUAUCGACGAAGUUUUUUUGAGGUUUUUUGAAAUAUCGUUUCUCGAUGAUCAUUUAAGUUCCUUGUCGUUCGCUUUCAUUCAAGUUAUUUGGUUGAAUUUCCCAGAGAAGCAUUUAGUAUGAUAAAUUACUUAUAAUCUAAUUUAGGUUCAGUAGUUUUCGUGGAGAAUCACGAGUUGCAUUUGCUACUGAGAGAACCAUCCAUCGUUCACACCGCGAAAAUCGGACGACUGCGGUGGGCCGGGCACGUAGCCAGAAUGUCGGACAGUAACCCGGUGAAAAUGGUUCUCGACAACGAUCCGACGGGCACAAGAAGGCGAAGUGCGCAGCGGUCAAGGUGGAUCGAUAAGAUGGAAGAUGACUAGCGGACCCUCCAUAUACUGUGUGGUUACACAGAAAGAAAAAUCAUUAAUGAAAUCAAAAAAACUAUAGACACUAUAGGUUCCAUAGACGAGCUGAGGCGAAGGCGAGUGUAGCCAAACGAACUGUCAGUUAGUGUAGCCAAACGAGCAUGACGUCACGAUUGCAAUCCAUGCAACGGAGCGUGUGACGUCAAAUUCGCGUGGUACACUGUGAAAAAGUGGAAAAACACACUUAAUCGAAAUGACCCAACCGUGCCUGCGCUCGUCUAUGGAACCUAUAGUGUCUAUAAAAAAAACCAUUGGAUAAAAUAAAAAGUUUCAUUGGUUCUUUUUCGUAGAGAGUUGCGAAUGUUUAAAAUAAAAGUACGCAAACUUUUGUUACCCCCAUUGUUCAAAAGUUGCAUAGCACUCUGAAAUUAAAAGUAUGAACUUUUAAAUUAACUUUGUAGAACUAUCUAAUCAAGAAGAUCGAAACUAAAUAUAG
This is a messenger RNA of Armigeres subalbatus, 3913 nucleotides long. RefSeq names its product reticulon-4 receptor-like. The transcript has 3 exons. Gene Ontology annotation, molecular function: protein binding. NCBI's taxonomy places the organism in Eukaryota, Metazoa, Arthropoda, Insecta, Diptera, Culicidae. The record is from RefSeq and is a predicted model, not a curated record. Bases 1429 to 2799 code for a protein of 456 amino acids.